AUGGCUAGAAACGAAGGAGAUUACAUGUUGGUUGAUCACAGGCAUAAGAUAAAUUACUACAAAACAACGAUAGUUCGUGUAUCAGCUCCUUUUGUUGAUAGGAUCGAUCCUUUUAAUUUUGUGACUUUCCACGAUUUAACUGCCAUAAAUUUUGACACUCGUGUUGCAUUUGAUUUUAUAGGUAAAGUUGUUUCUACUGAUCCCAUUAGACAGAUCAUGGACAAAGGAAGUGAAAAAAGUGGUAAGAAAAUUCAACUUGCUUUGUGGGAUGGUUUUGCAUUGAAGUUGAACAGCUACAUAUCGGAACAUCAAAAUGAUAAUGCCCCCGUUAUCAUCCUCCUACGUCAGCCUCAAGUCGGUAACUGUUUGUUUGAGUCGAGAUUGCAUAUCAAUGAUCAUAUGCCUCACAUUUCAGAAAUCAAAAAAGUUACUGCUGAUAUGGAUUUUAAUGUUGAGUCAUCCAUUAAUACUUCACAACUUAAUACCGAUAUUGUUGUGGCCAAGGCAGAAGAUUACUACCUCCGUUUUCCAAUCAAGAACAUCGAUGAUAUUCCAGAUUACAAUGAGGAAAAAUGUUUGUCCAUCAUUGCUACUACCAUCGGUUUUGAUUUAGACGAACGUUGGGUGAGGGUCGUAAUUCGUGUUAAAUAUGAAAUUGGGUCUCAUCUUUUGUAUUGUUUGACCCUCAUGUUCAAGAUGUUAUUAACCGCGGUAAUCGGUGGUUGA
Messenger RNA from Lactuca sativa (garden lettuce), 726 nucleotides. RefSeq lists its product as uncharacterized. The record is from RefSeq and is a predicted model, not a curated record. Lineage: Eukaryota; Viridiplantae; Streptophyta; Magnoliopsida; Asterales; Asteraceae.